Drosophila obscura is the source of this 1860-nucleotide messenger RNA. RefSeq lists its product as uncharacterized. Lineage: Eukaryota; Metazoa; Arthropoda; Insecta; Diptera; Drosophilidae. The record is from RefSeq and is a predicted model, not a curated record. The coding region runs from base 611 to 1525 and encodes 304 amino acids. The transcript is spliced from 2 exons.
CGAAUCGGAUCUUUGUCGUACACAUAAUAUAAGACGAAAAUCCUUUCCGACUGUAUUUAGUCUAACAAAACUAUUGGGAGCAUGAAGCUUUACGUGAAGAUACUUUACGGAGUCCUGGUGGCUACGUUAUUUCACAAUGCAAUCGCCAUUACCGGGCCCGAAGUGCAGAAGCUGAAGGAUUUCUUACAAAUAAUGAUGAAAAACGAGCAAGUCCUUCCACAAACGAAGUCUCAGCUGUGUUUAGCUCUUCAGAUCAUUUCACAAGCCGAAAAUACCCCCCAAAUGGUGACACUGAUACGAGUCAUUGUGGACCUCAUGAAGCUCUGUGAUCGUCCGAGAGGACCACUCUAUCCCUUAACACUGCAGCCGGGUGCCUAUUGCCCAUCACAAGGGGCCUACUGUGUGGGAAGUGUCUACUGUCCUCCAGGUAACAGUUGCCCACGGGAUAAUUGUGAAGGACCUGCAACAGUCAUUCCUGGAGGGCCCGGAGUUGUUCGUCCGGACGGACAACCCCCACUACUGCCGCCCGGAGCCAGUUGCCCAACACCAGCAGGAGCCUAUUGUGAGGGAGGUGUCUACUGUCGUCCCGGUAGCAGUUGCCCACUGCGCGAUGGAGGAGGAAGAGGAGUCAUUCCUGGAGGGCCCGCAGUUGUUCUUCCGGGCGGACCGCUCCGACUACUGCCGCCCGGAGCCAGUUGCCCAACACCAGCAGGAGCCUACUGUGAGGGAGGGGUCUACUGUCGUCCCGGUAGCAGAUGCCCACUGCGUGAUGGGGGAGGAAAAGGAGUUAUUCCUGGAGGGCCCGGAGUUGUUCGUCCGGGCGGACAACUCCCACUACUGCCGCCCGGAGCCAGUUGCCCAACACCAGCAGGAGCCUACUGUGAGGGAGGGGUCUACUGUCGUCCCGGUAGCAGUUGCCCACUGCGUGAUGGAGGAGGAAAAGGAGUCACUCCUGGAGGACCCGGAGUUGUUCGUCCAGGCGGACAACUCCCACUACUGCCGCCCGGAGCCAGUUGCCCAACACCAGCAGGAGCCUACUGUGAGGGAGGGGUCUACUGUCGUCCCGGUAGCAGUUGUCCAUUGCGUAAUGGGGGAGGAAAAGGAGUUAUUCCUGGAGGGCCCGGAGUUGUUCGUCCGGGCGGACAACUCCCACUACUGCCGCCCGGAGCCAGUUGCCCAACACCAGCAGGAGCCUACUGUGAGGGAGGGGUCUACUGUCGUCCCGGUAGCAGUUGCCCACUGCGUGAUGGAGGAGGAAAAGGAGUCACUCCUGGAGGACCCGGAGUUGUUCGUCCAGGCGGACAACUCCCACUACUGCCGCCCGGAGCCAGUUGCCCAACACCAGCAGGAGCCUACUGUGAGGGAGGUGUCUACUGUCGUCCUGGUAGCAGUUGUCCAUUGCGUAAUGGGGGAGGAAAAGGUGUUAUUCCUGGAGGGCCAGGAGUUGUUCGUCCGGGCGGACAACUCCCACUACUGCCGCCCAUGGAACCAACUCCUUCACCAAGUGAUUCAUCCGACAGAAUAAUUAACCAAAAUAUGAAUGAAAUCAUUAUUAAAGCUUUAGAAUUACAAAAAGGUAAGAAGGCCGAUAUCCAAAAAAGGCGCAAGAAUGAAGGGAAGAACGUUAUCCAAAAGAUCGCAAGGAGUUCCGUAUCGAUAUACAGUACCGAAUGCGUUAUGGUACAGAUUGUGAGAGAAAUGUUAAUACAUUUAAGUCUCGAAGAUUAGAACGCUUACAAAAUCAAAAUGUCCAGAAACUAGAACAAGCCAUUUUAGUGUAUUGAACUGAAGGUCAAAGUGGAAAUUCAAAAUUUAAAAUAUAAAAAAAUAAAAUUCCAACUUAAAAAGCGUUUCUAUUAA